GCUGAGGCAAGAAGCAAAGCAAGACAGACAGCAAGAAGCAAGCAAUAACUGCCACCGACACCACUAUCUCGAUCUGCUGCUUGCCUGUUGGAGAGGCGGUAGCUUGCUUGCUUGCCUGCAGGCACGUUGAUAGGCAGCCAACUAGCCAGAUAGCCAGGCCAACAAGGCAUAACCACAAUAAGAACAGGCCCCGCAGCACAAGGAGACAACCAACCACACACGUUUGCUCGCUGAGCGAUGGAUACAAGCCUUGACGAAGACGCGAGCGGCGACCCGGGCGCCAGCUGGCAAGGUCGCGAUGUAGACAACAACACCGGGCCGCCGAAAGCGCACGCCAACGAGAAGGAUUGGCUGCACUUUUCCGCACCAACCGACACCACACCUCAACUCGUCAACCCGGCGACGGUCCGCGUCGGAUACACGCCAGCGCUCGCUCAACUAUGUGAAGUUGCGGGCCAGCAAGCCGCCCCACAGAGCUCCAGCGCCAUGCAGCACCAACACAACAACACCGGGCCGCCGAAAGCGCACGCCAACGAGAAGGAUUGGCUGCACUUUUCCGCACCAACCGACACCACACCUCAACUCGUCAACCCGGCGACGGUCCGCGUCGGAUACACGCCAGCGCUCGCUCAACUAUGUGAAGUUGCGGGCCAGCAAGCCGCCCCACAGAGCUCCAGCGCCAUGCAGCACCAACACAACAACACCGGGCCGCCGAAAGCGCACGCCAACGAGAAGGAUUGGCUGCACUUUUCCGCACCAACCGACACCACACCUCAACUCGUCAACCCGGCGACGGUCCGCGUCGGAUACACGCCAGCGCUCGCUCAACUAUGUGAAGUUGCGGGCCAGCAAGCCGCCCCACAGAGCUCCAGCGCCAUGCAGCACCAACACAACAACACCGGGCCGCCGAAAGCGCACGCCAACGAGAAGGAGUGGCGACUCUUUGGCACACCAACCGACACCACACCUCAACUAGUCAACCCGGCGACGGUCCGCGUCGGAUACACGCCAACGCACGCUGAGCCAUUUGUGGUUGCGGGCCAGCAAGCCGCCCCACAGAGCUCCAGCGCCAUGCAGCACCAACACAACAACACUGGGCCGCCGAAAGCGCACGCCAACGAGAAGGAGUGGCGACUCUUUGGCACACCAACCGACACCACACCUCAACUACUCAACCCGGCGACGGUCGGUGGCGGAUACACGCCAGCGCACGCUCAACCAUUUGUAGUUGCGGGCCAGCAAGCCGCCCCACAGAGCUCCAGCGCCAUGCAGCACCAACACCACAACACCGGGCCGCCGAAAGCGCACGCCAACGAGAAGGAUUGGCUGCACUUUUCCGCACCAACCGACACCACACCUCAACUACUCAACCCGGCGACGGUCGGUGGCGGGCACACGCCAAUGCGCGCUGAGCCAUUCGCUCGGGCCUCCGCCACAACAGCCGCACCUCAAGCAGCAGUUUUUUCUCCCAACAACACUGAGCACACGCCGGACCGGCCGCAUCCUUACGACUUCCGGCUGCAGCAACAGCUACGUUCGCGCGCGCAGCCACCGCCCUCGCCACCACUCCCAACGCAAACGCAAACGCAGGCGCGCACGCGCACACAAACACAAACGCAAUCGCAUGCACUAACACAACUGCAGCAGGAUGGGAUGGGCCAGCUGGGGACGGUGCGUCGCACGCUGCCACGUGCACAGCUGUUGUCUGGAGAACCCGCGACGUACCCGCUCUUGAGGGACGCACACCCUGUGGCGCGCCAGUUGCUCCGCCGCUCGCCCCCACAGCGCCCGCCGCCAGUGCUGCUGACGCACGGCCAAGCCCGCCAUUCCAUGGCCAUCACGGCGCCGCGUGACUACCAGCAGCAACAAGCACAGCAGCAGCAAGCACCCGCCUCACAGCACUUGCAGCAGCCGCCUCCAGUCGGCAGCAGUGCCCACACACCAGAGCUCGUGCACCGGGAUCACUUUCCACAAAGCCAGCAGCACGACGGCUUUGAUGAAGCCAUCUUAGCUGGCGUGCAUGUGCUCUCGACCGCCAACAAGGCGCAGGUUCUCGCGAGCGUGGUGCAGCUUAUGGAGCGGCGAUACCUCCCCAUUGCUGCAGGCAUCCUGGGGCCUCUCUUCCCCAUCGAGGACUACCUGCCGCAAGCCGACGCCGAGGAAUGGUGCCGUUGCCGCGACGAUGCAGCAGAGCGCGAGCGGCAGGCACAAACCAGAAACGCGCUGUUUGAGGCGGCACGCGACCGGGGCAACCGCAGGGACCACGUCACGGAGGAGCAGCUCCUCGUCCUUGCUGACGUCAUUCUGGAGCUCGCCUUGCCCGACAUGAAGGAGAUGAUGUUCAUGCUGCCAAACGCCCACUUUGCGGCGCUCAACGACAGCAUCAACGCCUCCCGCCUCUUCGGUGACCUCAAGCACGAGCGUCACCUGAAGAAGAAGCGGGAAGGUCGGCGGCGCAGGAGCCACCGCAACCGGGACUGAAGCGAAUGCUGUCAGUCACAAAGGGGCAAUUUCCCCCUCGAUCUUUUUAAGAUCGAACUCCUUGUGAGUUCUAUCCAACCUUUCUCUUUUUCCUAAUUGAUCAACAGUAUUGUUGUGUGUGUGUGUGUAUGCGUGUUUGUAGAUGCGUGCAUGUUUCCUGUAGAUGCUUGAUGAUGGUGUGAUGAACGAACAUGUUGUUUCGUUCGUCUCUCUUGGGUGGAAGAGCGCUUGCCCUCCGCCUCUAUCGUUCCUUCUGGAGCGGAGUGCAAGUGCUCCCCGCCCACUUUCUCCCCUAGCUAACCAGUAGAGUACCUUUGAGAUGGUUUCUCUUAUGUUUUGUUUUGUGUGUGUGUGUGUGUGUGUGUGUGUGUGUGUGUGUGUGUGUGUGUGUGUGGUUCUUCUUGCAUGACCCUGUUUGUUUGUCUUUCAUGAGGUUCGACCGUUUGUGAACCGACCUCACUUGCCCUGCUUGUUCUUACACCUGGCUUUCCUACGGCCUCUGUUGCACACUUGCUUGCGUCAACUGCCCGCUGCCCACGCACGUUGCCCUUCUUGUUCACAACCUAAAACGCCCAAAUUGUUUCUUUCUUUCAUUGAUGGGACAAAACACGCGGCUUGUUUGCCCUCGCGCCAAACACCGACUACCAAACAUUCAGACAAAACCA
Messenger RNA from Salpingoeca rosetta, 3146 nucleotides. RefSeq lists its product as uncharacterized. The transcript has 2 exons. The coding region runs from base 238 to 2481 and encodes 747 amino acids. Lineage: Eukaryota; Choanoflagellata; Craspedida; Salpingoecidae. The record is from RefSeq and is a predicted model, not a curated record.